AUGAGUUAUGCUCUUCUUUCAGUAAAUGUUCCAUCAAAUAACUUAAACAAUAUAAAUAAUUUAAAUCUAAGUUAUAAUUAUCAAUAUUCUUCUAUCAGUGACAAUGAAUUAAUUACACUUUCUGAAAAUGAAACUGAUUAUAAUGUAUCAGAUAUUGAACAAUAUAAUCAAGAAGAAGGAAUUAAAAAUACUCCUAUUAGUAAAUCAUAUUUAUGUAGUAAAGAUUCGUAUGGUAUUACAAAAAAAGAAUAUUCAUGUUUAAGUGCACUGGCUUAUGCUAAAGAUCUAAAUGAAAGUGAUGAUACAAAAAAAUAUUAUAACUAUCUUCAAAAGAAGUCAUGGAAUAUUAAAUUACAUGUAAAAGGAACAUUACAUUAUUUAGUAGGAUAUAACAAGAAAAAUAAUGUUAAAGUUAUUGCAUUUAGAGGAACAUAUUCAUUCAAAGAUUGUAUUUAUGACAUUCAAUUGUUUACAGAAUCUUCAGUUCCGACAUUAGCAGCAAUAGUACCUUAUUUCACAAAACAAACUCUUUCAAAAGUAAGUUAUGCAUUAUCAUUUGUUGGUUCAAAAUUAACAACACAUGAACUUAUUGAAUUAGCAGAGAAUGUAGUAAAAGAAGAAACGAUUAACAAUUCAGAAAUUCCAAUUAUAUUAACUGGACAUUCACUUGGUGGUGGAAUGGCAAAUAUUCUUGGAAGUAAGAUGGGACUAGUAUCAUUUGGUGUAUCUCCUCCUGGAACAUAUUUAGGAAGAAAGAGUUUUGAAAUGAACCAAAAAGAUAUUACUAAAUAUGCACAAGCUAUAAUACCUGAAAGAGAUCUUGUCUCAUCACUUGGAAUGAGUGGUGGUUCACAAAUUCACAUUCCUUGUUAUGAACAUACUUUAGAUUGUCAUGGUAUUGAUAAUUCAAUUUGUGUCAUUGGUGCAUUAUGUCAUGAUACAGAACUUUCAUCAUUGUGUCAUGAGAAAUGGAAAAAAUGGAAUUUAAGUAUUUCUUCAUGA
Molecule: messenger RNA, 1002 nt
Organism: Entamoeba dispar SAW760
Lineage: Eukaryota; Evosea; Mastigamoebida; Endamoebidae
Exons: 1
Coding region: 1-1002 (333 amino acids)
Biological process (GO): lipid metabolic process
Source: RefSeq, a predicted model, not a curated record